UCAAUAAGCACGUGGGACCGGCCGAACUUUCCAGAAGCAACGCGAGCAGCAGCGCCUGCCCAGAACUCACCCGGAGCUGCAGCGCCUGCCCAGAACUACCCGGAGCCGCGAACAGCAGCGCCUGCCCAGAGCCAGCCCGUCCGCCCCCUCCCCGGAGCCGAAUUCGGAACGGACCGUCUCACUCCGGCCCCGAAGCCGCCCGGACCCUCUUUCUGCACGGACCUCCUAGCAACCCGCCAUCGCCAUGUUCUACCUGGUGCGCUCAGCCUCUCGGCGCCUGGCCGCCGCCGGUAGGGGUCAUUGGAAUGGACUGAGCCAGGAUGUACUUCGAUCAUUGGCAAGACGCAAUUAUGCGUCUGAAGCUAUUAAGGGUGCUGUUAUUGGAAUUGAUCUGGGCACAACUAAUUCCUGCGUUGCGGUGAUGGAAGGCAAACAAGCAAGGGUACUUGAAAAUUCAGAAGGUGCCAGAACAACUCCUUCUGUAGUUGCUUUUACAGCAGAUGGUGAACGUUUGGUUGGGAUGCCAGCCAAAAGACAAUCCAUAACCAACCCUAAGAACACUUUAUAUGCCACAAAACGCUUAAUUGGGCGGCGUUUUGACGACGUUGAAGUACAAAAGGAUUUGAAAAAUGUGCCAUAUAAAAUUGUGCGUGCUUCUAAUGGUGAUGCUUGGGUGGAAGCUCAUGGGAAGAUGUACUCUCCAAGCCAGGUUGGGGCAUUUGUCCUGAUGAAAAUGAAGGAAACAGCAGAAAGUUACUUGGGGCAAGCUGCAAAGAAUGCUGUUAUUACAGUGCCUGCAUAUUUCAACGACUCCCAAAGACAGGCCACGAAAGAUGCUGGACAGAUUGCUGGAUUAAACGUUCUACGAGUCAUCAAUGAGCCCACAGCAGCUGCUUUAGCAUAUGGAUUAGACAAGUCUGAAGACAAGGUCAUUGCUGUCUAUGAUCUGGGCGGCGGUACUUUUGAUAUCUCUGUGCUGGAGAUUCAGAAAGGAGUCUUUGAAGUAAAGUCCACAAAUGGGGAUACCUUCUUGGGGGGUGAGGACUUCGACCAGGUCUUACUCAAACACAUCGUCAAGGAAUUCAAGAGAGAGUCAGGUGUAGACCUCACCAAGGACAACAUGGCACUACAGCGAGUGAGAGAAGCAUCAGAGAAAGCCAAGUGUGAGCUGUCUUCAUCCCUUCAGACUGACAUUAACCUUCCUUACUUGACAAUGGACGCUUCUGGACCAAAACAUCUGAAUAUUAAAAUUACUCGUGCUCAGUUUGAGAACAUUGUUGCCGAUCUCAUUAAGAGGACCGUUAAUCCCUGCCAGAAGGCCAUGCAGGAUGCAGAGGUCAGCAAAAGUGAUAUUGGCGAGGUCAUUCUAGUGGGUGGAAUGACCAGAAUGCCAAAGGUCCAGACAAUUGUUCAAGAGCUAUUUGGUCGUUCCCCAAGUAAGUCAGUGAACCCAGAUGAAGCUGUUGCUGUUGGUGCUGCUAUUCAAGGUGGUGUGCUUGCUGGUGAUGUCACAGAUGUCCUGCUACUUGAUGUUACACCCCUGUCACUAGGUAUUGAGACUCUGGGCGGAGUUUUCACCAAACUCAUCGGCAGGAAUACUACAAUUCCAACAAAGAAAGGCCAGGUCUUUUCAACGGCCGCUGAUGGACAGACCCAGGUUGAGAUCAAAGUGUUCCAGGGGGAGCGGGAGAUGGCAGCUGACAACAAGCUUCUUGGACAGUUCACAUUGGUUGGAAUGCCACCAGCUCCCCGUGGAGUUCCACAGAUUGAAGUUACAUUUGAUAUUGAUGCCAAUGGUAUUGUCCACGUUUCUGCAAGGGACAAAGGCACAGGUCGUGAGCAGCAGAUUGUCAUCCAAUCUUCUGGUGGGCUGAGCAAGGACGAUAUUGAGAACAUGAUCAAAAAUGCAGAAAAAUAUGCUGAAGCAGACAGGAGGAAGAAGGAAACUGUUGAAGCAGUAAACAACGCUGAAGGAAUUAUUCAUGAUACAGAAUCAAAAAUGGAAGAAUUCAAGGAUCAACUUCCAAAGGAGGAGUGUGACAAAUUGAGAGAGGAGAUCACAAAAGUGAAGGAGCUGUUGGCUCGAAAGGAUUCUGAGACAGGUGAAACCAUCAAAGCUGCAGCAUCCAACCUACAGCAGGCCUCACUGAAGCUCUUUGAGAUGGCUUACAAGAAGAUGGCAUCUGAGCGGGAGAGUUCAGGCAGCACGGACAGUGGAGAAAGUGGAGACAAGAAGGAGGAGAAGCAAUAAAAUGCCUCAAAAGUAACUGUUUGAUGAACUAGGAGGGAGAUAACAAGCUUGGGGGUGGCAGAGCCGGAAGAGAAUUUUUCUCCUGAGCGGAUUUGCACGAGUCAUUCUCAUACUGUAUUUUUGCAGUAUCCUAUACAUAUUUUCUCUUUAUAAAGUAGAAGUAUCAGUGUUGAGUCUAUGUUUUAACAAAUCUGUCAGAUUUGUUGCCAUUCAUGUAACGUAAUUCACCUUCUGUAAUUGCUGAUAUAUGAGAGGGCUAGCUUCAUGGUAGAAGAAAUAAACUUUCGGUUUGCAGCCAAA
Carcharodon carcharias (great white shark) is the source of this 2551-nucleotide messenger RNA. It is a transcript of the gene hspa9, whose product is annotated as heat shock protein 9. Gene Ontology annotation, biological process: cellular response to unfolded protein; protein refolding. Bases 245 to 2251 code for a protein of 668 amino acids. Gene Ontology annotation, molecular function: ATP binding; heat shock protein binding; misfolded protein binding. The record is from RefSeq and is a predicted model, not a curated record. Lineage: Eukaryota; Metazoa; Chordata; Chondrichthyes; Lamniformes; Lamnidae. The transcript has 17 exons. Gene Ontology annotation, cellular component: cytoplasm; mitochondrion.